Cucurbita pepo subsp. pepo (vegetable marrow) is the source of this 2005-nucleotide messenger RNA. Its product is annotated as protein KAKU4. The record is from RefSeq and is a predicted model, not a curated record. NCBI's taxonomy places the organism in Eukaryota, Viridiplantae, Streptophyta, Magnoliopsida, Cucurbitales, Cucurbitaceae. Gene Ontology annotation, biological process: nuclear membrane organization. Gene Ontology annotation, cellular component: nuclear envelope.
AUAACUGGAAAAGUCCCAUUCUCGCCUGAGCGAGCAAGGUAUUCCUCACUGUGAACUUCCAUGGCGUCUUUUCGUGGAUAUAGCGAAGCAGCAGGAUCAAGAUCCGGCGGGAAAAUUGUUCGAGCUAGGCGAGCUGGAACUAGAAAGACUCCUUAUGAGCGUCCGGGGCUUUCAAAUUUGGGCUCUGGAGGAAACCCUAGUUGGAUCUCCAGGUUCAUUUUAUCGCCUACUCGUACCGUUGCUUCCAGCGCCGGAAAGUUGCUAUCCUCCGCCUUCGUUUCCGACUCCUCGUCCUCCUCUUCGGACAGUGAUUCAGGGGAUGAUGUUGAAGAUGAUGUUCGUGAUGAAAAUCGAGCUGAAGCAGUGAAGAAGAAUGGGACAUUGGCGAUGGACAAUUUAUUAAGAAAGGACUUCCCACCAGAGAAGAAAGAUAGCAAGCAUAUAAUUGAACAGCUACUGAUGCAGGAAACCUUCUCUAGGGCGGAGCGUGACAAGUUAUUUCAGAUAAUUGAAUCAAGGGUUGUAGAAUGUCAAACCAUCAAAGGUGAGGCUGCAGGGAGGGUGACUGAGAUAUCAAACAGAGCCGUUGAUAGUGAUGAUGGCAGGCCUGCAAUCUGCAGCACAGCAAUUCUUGAGGCAAAAAAAUGGUUGAACGAAAAACGAUUAGGACUGGGGUCUACUUCGAUGUUGAAAUUGGAUCACGGGCCAUGCACCUUGAAUUCCACGAAUUUGCCAGUGGUUAAUGAUGAAGAGAUGGGUUCACCUGUAGAUGUAGCCAAAUCAUACAUGCGGGCACGUCCUCCAUGGGCAUCUCCCUCGACGAAUAAUUUUGACUUCAAGUCUCCUUCACCAUUAGGGUUACAACUUUUCAAAGAAGAAACAUCAUAUUUAAUUAGUGGAAAUCCACUAUCUUCGUCUAAGGUGAAAAGGGAAUCUCCUGCCAGUGGAUCAUGGAAAAUCCAGGAGGAAAUACGACGCAUACGAUUAAAAGCAACUGAGGAACUGCUAAGAACUCCAUCUGCCAAGCUUGAUUGGUCUUCAUUUGCCUCAGACCACAAAAGUAAUUCGAGUUCUGCACGUUCUGACUACCUGAAAAUUGCUAGUGGAGAUCAAAUGCAGCAUGCUGUAAGGUCGAUAGAUAAAUCAACGAAUCGGUCGCCCGACAAUACUGUCAUUCAUAACUUAUUAGAGUCAAAGACCACUCGAGAUGUGUCGGAAAACAAAACUUGCCUACUUGGUACAACCAGCAUCGUUCUGCAACAGGAUAAGGAUUUGGAAACCGAUCCUCCCGCCGAGAGGAAAGCAUCAAGUUCAAGUUUAAAUGAGAGAGAACGCUUUGCGUUGCACGAAGUUGCAGGGCUGCCCAAUGGUUCUCCUCCGGUCCCUAGUUCUUUGCGGGAGCUUGUUGUAGAACAGAACGAUAUCAACAAUGUAGUGGAAGAAAACAAUUCAUCAGGUUCCGACGUCGUGAUGAAAGGGUCGUCUGUAGAGAUACAAUGCAAACUAUUAAGUGAAGUGUCCAUGGAGGUCCCAGACGUGAACGAAAACGAUAGUGAUAAAGCUCUAUCGGGUGGAAGUGAUGUCGGUGAAGUUGUAUCAGAAGGCAAUGAGAACUGUAAAAUCUCCUCUAGCAAGGAAAAAAAUGGUGCUGGUAAUGUUAAUACAGUAGAGAAGCCGACUUCACAAAGCAGCGUAGCAGCAGGGAAGACAGGCGGCAGAACGGCGCAUCAGCGACGGGGAAGACGAAGAAACUGACGUGGGAGGAAACAAGAGUGUAGUUUGCGUUGAAUUUUUGUGUGGAACCAAACAUUGAACAUAAAACUUUUGACCAUAGCUAAAGCAAGGUUGUUGUAUCAUUGGUAGUUUGAUUAGUUGUACGGAUUUUGUAUAGAGCUAGAUCAUAGAAUCAGCUUGAAUAAGCCUCACCGAAGAUGCUUUGUGUAUUAAAGUUAUGGAAAAUUUCUGAGAGGAAUGUCUAAAAUCUAGGCUUUUCGUUUAUGGGUUA